UUCACUGAACUCAGUUUAAUUCGACACUGAAACAGAAGUUUAAAAAGGACAAUUAUGGCCAACUCUGGGUUUCAGCUUCUGGGCUAUUUUCUUGCUCUGGGUGGAUGGAUUGGCAUCAUCUCCACUACGGUGCUGCCCCAAUGGAAGCAGUCCUCUUAUGCAGGGGAUGCCAUCAUUAUGGCCGUGGGCUUGUACGAGGGCCUUUGGAUGUCCUGUGCAUCUCAGAGCACGGGUCAGGUGCAGUGCAAAAUCUUUGACUCCUUGCUCUCGCUGGAUGUCCACAUUCAGACGUGUCGAGCUCUGAUGGUGAUCUCAGUGCUGAUGGGAUUCAUUGCUAUCAUUGUGAGUGUGGUUGGGAUGAAAUGCACAAAGGUGGGUGACAACAACCCUUCCACCAAGAGCAAGAUCGCUAUCUCUGGCGGGAGUCUUUUUCUGCUUUCAGGUUUGUGUACGCUGGUGGCUGUGUCAUGGUACGCCACACAGGUCUCCUACCAUUUCUUUGAUCCGAAUACACCAAUUAACGCCAGGUAUGAGUUUGGCCCCGCCCUCUUUGUAGGGUGGGCUGCUGCCAUCCUGAUGAUGUUGGGCGGCUCGUUCCUCUGCUGCUCCUGCGUUAACGAGGACAGUAGAGGACAGCAGUUCUACCGGCAAUCUCAACCCUCUACAGCCAGGGAGGAUGAGUUGAGUGAGACUAGUUUCCCUGACUGACCAACCCUCCCUGCCUUUAUUCGAGGACUGUCCGAGCUCCACUCUCUGUAUCUGUGUCCUUCACUCCCACCUAGAAUCCAAAUUUGGAUGCUUGUCUGUAUGACUGGACAAAUGUCCCUUCUACACCCUACAUACUUAAAAUCUGUGUGCCUUUUUUUCAACAUCUGAUCAAUAAACGUGUUUGAAAAAUCGUCACCCCGUAUCUGUUGUAUGCAUAGCCCCCAAAACCCCUCUUUGUUUGUGACCCCAUAAAAACCGCCUUUGUAAAUAUGUAGUAUUGUAGCAUGUACGUGAAAACACCCUACAAAGCAUGGACUGUUGCACUGCAACACAUCUGAAAUGGUGGAUCUUAUUUCCGUUUUCUUUGUAACUCAAACAUGUUUUGUUUUUCUUUUAAAUUGCAGAGCAAAUGUUAAAAGUUCUCCAGCAGAGAAAGGGGAGCAGUACUUGUAGUUUGGGAGAGGGCGACUUCGUGGGUCACAAGCUGUUAGAUUUUGGCAACAGACAAGACACUCUCUUUCGGU
Messenger RNA from Cyprinus carpio (common carp), 1232 nucleotides. Its product is annotated as claudin-19-like. Gene Ontology annotation, molecular function: structural molecule activity. Gene Ontology annotation, cellular component: plasma membrane; bicellular tight junction. Lineage: Eukaryota; Metazoa; Chordata; Actinopteri; Cypriniformes; Cyprinidae. The record is from RefSeq and is a predicted model, not a curated record. Gene Ontology annotation, biological process: bicellular tight junction assembly; cell adhesion.